This is a messenger RNA of Daucus carota subsp. sativus, 2090 nucleotides long. Its product is annotated as pyruvate kinase 1, cytosolic. Gene Ontology annotation, biological process: glycolytic process. Gene Ontology annotation, cellular component: cytoplasm. The transcript has 16 exons. Gene Ontology annotation, molecular function: magnesium ion binding; pyruvate kinase activity; potassium ion binding. Lineage: Eukaryota; Viridiplantae; Streptophyta; Magnoliopsida; Apiales; Apiaceae. The coding region runs from base 240 to 1823 and encodes 527 amino acids. The record is from RefSeq and is a predicted model, not a curated record.
CCGCGGCUGCUUGAAGAGACGAAACUAAUGUCCGGUCAUAAACAAGUACCACGUUUCCAAACCCCUUGAUUACUACAAUAAUAUACUAUAAACAUAUACUCCACCUGCUCUUCACGCUGCCAUUCCUCGUCUCUGUGUUUUUUCCCCAAACUUGAUUUUGUUUUGCUAUUCUACUUGAACACUAUACACAAUUACACAUACACUUGAAUCCCCAUCUAUCUAUUUGAUUUAUUAUAAUCAUGCAUUCCAAUCACUUGCUUCUCGAAGAGCCCAUCAGGAUGGCUUCAAUCCUCGAGCCCUCUAAAUCUAGCUUCUUUCCUGCAAUGACAAAGAUUGUGGGGACUUUGGGCCCAAAGUCACGAUCUGUUGACACUAUUUCGGGUUGUCUCAAAACUGGGAUGUCAGUGGCAAGAUUUGAUUUUUCAUGGGGUGAGCCUGAGUACCAUCAGGAGACGUUGGAAAAUCUCAAGAUCGCUGUCAAGAGUACCAAGAAACUAUGUGCUGUUAUGCUAGACACCGUGGGGCCUGAACUGCAGGUGGUUAAUAAAGUUGAAAAGUCUAUAGCACUUCUGGCAGAUAGUACUGUUAUCAUGACUCCUUAUCAAGGUCAGGAAGCCUCUUCUGAUGUGUUGCCAAUCAACUUUGAUGGACUAGCUAAGGCUGUCAAGAUUGGAGACACUAUUUUCGUUGGGCACUACCUGUUUACAGGAAGUGAAACAACAUCUGUUUGGUUAGAGGUUGAAAGCAUUAAAGGUGAUGAUGUGGUUUGCAAGAUAAAGAAUUCGGCAACAUUGGCUGGGUCAAUGUUUACACUCCAUGUCUGUCAAGUCCGUAUUGAAAUGCCUACCCUGUCUGAAAAAGAUAAAGAGGUCAUAAGCACAUGGGGUGUUAAAAACAAAAUCGACUUCCUCUCGCUAUCAUAUACACGACACGCUGAAGAUGUUCGCGAAGCCCGUGAAUUUCUAUCUAAGCUAGGUGAUCUGAGUCAGACUCAAAUUUUUGCCAAAAUUGAAAAUAUAGAAGGUUUAACUCAUUUUGACGAGAUCCUGCAAGAGGCAGAUGGUAUUAUCCUUUCCCGUGGAAAUCUUGGUAUAGAUCUACCACCAGAGAAGGUAUUUCUGUUUCAGAAAGCAGCUGUUUACAAGUGUAACAUGGCAGGGAAGCCUGCUGUGGUAACCCGUGUUGUUGAUAGCAUGACUGACAAUCUAAGGCCAACUCGUGCUGAAGCCACUGAUGUUGCUAAUGCUGUGUUGGAUGGAAGUGAUGCAAUUCUUCUUGGGGCUGAAACUCUGCGAGGGUUGUACCCAGUCGAGACUAUCUCUAUUGUUGGUAAAAUUUGUGCCGAGGCCGAGAAAGUCUUUAAUCAAGACAUGUAUUUCAAGAAGACUGUCAAAUAUGUUGGAGAACCAAUGACACAUUUGGAAUCAAUUGCUUCCUCAGCGGUACGUGCGGCUAUCAAGGUGAAGGCAUCUGUUAUCAUUUGUUUCACUUCAUCAGGCAGGGCUGCGAGAUUGAUUGCAAAGUAUAGGCCAACCAUGCCAGUUUUGUCAGUCGUCAUCCCACGGCUCAAGACAAAUCAACUACGGUGGAGUUUUAGUGGUGCAUUUGAGGCAAGGCAAUCACUUAUCGUCAGAGGACUGUUCCCAAUGCUUGCUGAUCCUCGCCAUCCUGCCGAAUCAACUAGUUCAACAAAUGAGUCUGUACUGAAGGUUGCACUUGAUCAUGGAAAGUCAUCAGGAGUCAUUAAGUCACAUGACAGGGUUGUAGUUUGCCAAAAAGUCGGUGAUGCAUCUGUGGUCAAGAUUAUUGAGCUUGAAGACUAAAAUUCUAGUAUUAAGCUGGCUUAAAGUAUAUAUCAUAACUCCACCAAUUUUGAAAAUGUCAGUGAACUUUGUGCCUGAUGAGCAAGCUGUUCAGAGCUUUGGGAUCGGCAUCCAUGCCAAUCUCUGCCACAUUUAUUAAGUAUGAAAUUUAGUGGGGAACUUGGAAUUAUGUAACUUAAUUUGAUUGCUUUGUUGUCACCGAAAAACAAACACAGUGACGGUAUUUCUCCCUGGAAGUGGGCUUUUUAAAUUAUUUUUAUGUUUAAA